Messenger RNA from Nestor notabilis (Kea), 822 nucleotides. It is a transcript of the gene PLEKHF1, whose product is annotated as pleckstrin homology domain containing, family F (with FYVE domain) member 1. Gene Ontology annotation, molecular function: metal ion binding; phosphatidylinositol binding. Bases 1 to 822 code for a protein of 273 amino acids. The record is from RefSeq and is a predicted model, not a curated record. NCBI's taxonomy places the organism in Eukaryota, Metazoa, Chordata, Aves, Psittaciformes, Psittacidae. The transcript has a single exon.
AUGGUGGACCAUCUUGCAAACACCGAGAUCAACAGCCAGCGCAUUGCUGCUGUGGAAAACUGCUUUGGGGCUUCUGGACAGCCCUUAGCCGUGCCGGGAAGGGUCCUGCUAGGAGAAGGGAUUUUAACCAAAGAAUGCCGCAAGAAACCAAAGCCUCGCAUAUUCUUCCUCUUCAAUGACAUCCUCGUCUAUGGCAGCAUAGUCAUCAACAAAAGGAAGUACAAUUCCCAGCACAUCAUUCCCCUUGAAGAUGUCACUUUGGAGACGCUGCCAGACACUUUACAGAUGAAGAACCGCUGGAUGAUUAAAACCUCCAAGAAAUCCUUUGUGGUUUCUGCAGCCUCCCUGACGGAGAGGAAGGAGUGGAUCAGCCAUCUGGAGGAGUGCAUCAGGCACCUGCUGACAAAGACAGGCCGGCAGCCCUCCACAGAGCAUGCAGCUCCCUGGAUUCCAGACAAGGCGACGGACAUCUGCAUGCGCUGCACGCAGACCAAGUUCUCCACGCUCACACGAAGGCACCACUGCCGCAAGUGCGGCUUUGUUGUCUGCGCAGACUGCUCCAGGCAGAGGUUCCUGAUGCCUCGGCUGUCCCCCAAGCCCCUGAGGGUUUGCAACCUGUGCUACAGGCAGCUGCUGGCGGAAAAGAAGAAGGAGGCGGAGGCAGAUUGCAGGCAGCAGGAGCCAAUCUGCUCUGCCAUCCCUGGCUAUGAACCCUCCAGUGGUGAUGACAGCGACAAGUCUGACGAUGACAGAGCUGACCACUGGCCAGCAGACACUGAGUUUUAUACCUCAGAAGUAUCUUGGUCAUCUUUCCAUAGCUGA